CAACUGUGAUUGCAAGAUCUUGCCGACGGAGGGUAUAUAAGGCGACCAGAGGCGGGUUGCAAUUUACUUGCUCCUGAGACGCAGUUGAGUCCACACGUGUUCUGCUUCCACGCGUCAGAGAUGAGGAUGUGGUCGUGGGUGACGGUGGCGGUGGUGGCCGCUCUGGUGGGGACGUCCUCAGGAAAGGUGUUUACCAAGUGCGAACUGGCCAGAGUGCUGACCAACACAUACCGCAUGUCCCGCACCCUCGUCAAGAACUUUGUGUGUCUCGCGCAGUACGAGUCCAGCUUCAACACGGCCGCUACUAACAAGAACACCAACGGCAGUAGAGACUAUGGCAUCUUCCAGAUCAACGACAAGUACUGGUGUCAAGGCGGCAUUAGAACGACCAAUUACUGCAACAUCCAGUGUUCAAGUACGUUGGUAAACAGAGAUUCUACGUCCAACGAGGCUCUUAUCCCUGUGGCCCGUGCAAAACUUCCUAAUGAGACAAAGAAAAUAGAGUUUGAAAUCUGUGAAAUAAUUGGGCAAAAACAUUAA
This is a messenger RNA of Procambarus clarkii (red swamp crayfish), 540 nucleotides long. NCBI's taxonomy places the organism in Eukaryota, Metazoa, Arthropoda, Malacostraca, Decapoda, Cambaridae. The record is from RefSeq and is a predicted model, not a curated record.